Molecule: messenger RNA, 5596 nt
Organism: Rhododendron vialii
Lineage: Eukaryota; Viridiplantae; Streptophyta; Magnoliopsida; Ericales; Ericaceae
Product: E3 ubiquitin-protein ligase KEG-like
Exons: 16
Coding region: 269-5134 (1621 amino acids)
Biological process (GO): late endosome to vacuole transport; abscisic acid-activated signaling pathway; protein phosphorylation
Cellular component (GO): early endosome; trans-Golgi network
Molecular function (GO): protein kinase activity; ATP binding; protein binding
Source: RefSeq, a predicted model, not a curated record
AUAGUCAAAAUCGCACGGCGCAGUAAAUUCCAGUCGAAAUCUCGAGUCACCUCCAAAGUCCAAACCCCCACCACCAUCUCUCUCUCUCUCUCUCCUUCCCAAUUCUUCCUCCGCGUACUCACUCUCUCUCCUCCCCUCACCUUCGAUCAGUCCACCAACACCUUUGACAACGAGUCCAUUUUUCAUAGUUGCAGAGUUAGAUAGCGAUACACAUAGAAAGAGCUAGUACAGAUGUAUAGAGAGAGAGAGUGUGUGUGAGGGAGAGGAAAUGAACACGAAGGGGAAGAAGACGCUGACGGCGGCCCUAAGCUGCUGGAUCUGCCACGGCAACUACGACGAGGACCAAAAAGCCCCUCUCGUCCUCCAAUGCGGUCACUGCUUCUGCAAGGACUGCCUCAUCCGAAUCUUCACCUCCUCCUCCCCUCCCACCGCCCUCCCCUGCCCCGAGUGCCGCCACGUCUCCUCCGUCGGCAACUCCGUCUCCUCCCUCCCCAAGAACUUCUCCCUCCUCCCCCUCCUCUCCCACCCCGCCGCUGAUGUCACAGCCGAUGUCACCGACUCCGACGCCAGCGACGAGGAAGACGAAACUAGAGGUAACCAGGACGAAACCCUAAUUAGGAAGACCAAGUUCCCCUGCCUCGACGUCUCGAGGCAGGGGAACUUGAGGCUGGUGCAGAAAUUGAGUGAUGGGAGGAGGGUGGGAGUGGAGGUGUGGAAGGGGGUGGUGGGUGGCGGUGGGGCCGGGCGCCAGGUGGCGGUGAAGAGGGUGAAGAUUGGGGAGGAGAUGGAUGUGGAUUGGGUGCUGGGAGAGCUGGAGAGGCUGCGGCGGGCGUCGAUGUGGUGUAGGAAUGUGUGUGGGUUUCAUGGGGCGAUGGUGGUGGAUGGGCAUUUGUGUCUUGUUAUGGAUAAAGGUUAUGGGUCUGUGCAGGUGGAGAUGCAGAGGAAUGAAGGGCGGCUUACCCUCAAGCAGAUACUUAGAUUUGGGGCAGCCAUUGCACGUGGGGUUGCUGAAUUACAUGCAGCUGGAGUUGUGUGUAUGAAUUUGAAACCAUCCAAUUUUCUUUUAGAGCAAAGUGGCUGUGCUGUGGUGUCUGAUUACGGUCUCCCGAUGAUUUUGAAGAAACCCUCUUGCCGAAAAAUUCGGGAACUUGAUGCGGCAAAAGGGCAUUGGUGUAUGGAUUGCAUGUUGUUGAGUCCGCAUUCUACAGCCCCAGAGGCAUGGGAGCCAUUAAAGAAGUCAUUGCACUUGUUCCGGGAUGAUGCUGUUGCUUUAUCUGCUGAGUCAGAUGCCUGGAGUUUUGGUUGUGCUCUGGUUGAAAUGUGCACUGGGUCAAUCCCGUGGGCUGGUUUAAGUGCAGAGGAAAUUUACCGUGCUGUUGUUAAGGAUCGGAGGCUGCCUCCUCAGUAUGCAAGUGUUGUAGGAGUUGGUAUUCCUACAGAGUUAUGGAAGAUGAUUGGUGACUGCCUACAGUUCAAGGCAACAAAGAGACCAACCUUUCAUGCAAUGCUUGCUAUAUUCCUACGCCAUCUGCAAGGGAUCCCUCAUAGCCCUCCAGAAAGUCCUAAGAAAGAACUUGCCAAAUGUACCCGAAUAGAUAGAAAGGAACUGUCCCCGACAUCUGUGUUGGAUUCUUUCCAGGUUAGGUCCAACUAUCUGCAUCAACUUGUUUCUGAAAGGGAUCUGAGUGGUGUUAGAGAUCUUCUUGCUAGGACUGCUUCAGGAAGCGAUAGCAGCUCCAUUAUUUCUCUCUUCGAAGUACAUAACAGUGAUGGUCAAACUGCUCUGCACUUGGCUUGUAGACGGGGUUUUCCGGAGAUACUUGAUGCCAUCUUGGAAUACAGUUUUGCAGAUGUUGAUGUCCCAGAUAGAGAUGGGAAUCCUCCAAUUGUAUUCGCGUUAGCAGCCGGAUCCCCAGAUUGUGUCCGUGCUCUCAUCAGAAAGUCUUCGAGUGUCAUAUAUCGGUUGAGGGAGGGCUGUGGUCCAUCUGUUGCUCACGUCUGUGCAUACUAUGGCCACCCAGAUUGCAUGCGUGAGAUACUAUUAGCCGGAGCUGAUCCUUAUACGUUGGAUGAUCGUAAUGACUCUAUACUACAUGUAGCCCUUUCCAAGAAAUUCACUGAAUGUGCUAUUGCAAUAAUGGAAAAUGGUGGCAGCAGAUUAAUGGGUGUCCGUAAUUCAAAACAAGAGACACCUCUGCACUUGUGUAUAGAAACAUUCAACAUCAGUGUUGUCCAAAGGUGGGUGGAAGUGGCGACUGCUGAGGAGAUCACUGAAGCAAUUGAUGUACCAAGUCCAGCUGGAACUGCGUUGUGUAUGGCAGCUUCCCUAAAGAAGGAUCGUGAGACUGACAGCAGGGAGCUGGUAAAAAUAUUGCUUGAAGCUGGUGCAAAUCCAGAGGCACAAGAUGCUCAAAAUUGGCGAACCGCUUUGCAUACAGCAGCCAUGGCUAAUGAUGUUGAAAUGGUUAAGAUUAUUCUUGAUGCUGGGGUUGAUGUCAAUAUAAGGAACAUGCACCAUACAAUUCCUCUUCAUCUUGCACUGGCCAAAGGUGCAAUUCCAUGUGUUGAAUUGCUUUUAGCUGCUGGAGCGGAUUGUAAUCUGCAGGAUGAUGAUGGUGACAAUGCUUUCCAUAUAGCUGCUGAUGCAGCGAAGUUCAUACGGGAAAGUCUUGAAUGCAUUGUUUUGAUGAUGAAAUAUCCAGCUGCAGCUAUUGAAGCAGUAAAUCAUAGUGGUAAGACGUUGUGUGACCUGUUGGAAGCCCUACCACGUGAAUGGAUUUCAGAAGAUCUAGUGGAAGCGCUCAUGGAUAAAGGAAUUCAUCUUUCUCCGACAGUUUUCGAAAUUGGGGACUGGGUGAAAUUCAGAAGAACUGUUAUCUCUCCUACACAUGGGUGGCAAGGUGCAAAGCAUGGAAGUGUUGGUUUUGUACAGAGAGUCCUCGAAAAUGACAAUCUUGUCGUAUCAUUUUGCUCUGGAAUGGCUCAUCUGUUGGCAAAUGAGGUUAUUAAAACGAUCCCUUUGGACAGGGGACAGCUUGUGCGACUUAAGGCUUCUGUUAAAGAGCCAAGGUAUGCUUUGAGAGGUCUACCGCUUGACAGUGUCGGGACUGUUCUUUGUGUUGACGAUGAUGGUAUUGUACGUAUUGGAUUUAAUCAUGCAUCAAGGGGAUGGCAAGCCGAUCCUGCAGAAAUUCAAAGAGUUGAAGAAUUUAAAGUUGGUGACUGGGUUAAGGUUCGCUCUAAUUUGACAGCCACAAAGUAUGGGCUUGGAGCUGUCACUCCCGGAAGCAUUGGGGUAGUAAGCUGCAUCAGACCUGACUAUAGCCUUUUGUUGGAAUUCAGCUAUUUGUCUAAUCUGUGGCUCUGUGAACCGGAGGAGGUUGAAUCCGCUGUGCCUUUCAGGAUAGGAGACAAGGUAUGUGUGAAGCGAUCUGUUGCAGAACCCAGAUUUGGUUGGGGUGGUGAGACGCAUCAUAGUGUUGGAAGCAUAAUUGAUAUUGAGAGUAAUGGUCGUUUGAUAAUUGAAAUAGCAAAUCGUGCUGUACCAUGGGAGGCUGAUCCUUCAGACAUGGAAAAGUUGGAGGAUUUCAAGGUUGGUGACUGGGUUCAUAUGAGAGCUUCGCUGCCCUCCCCUAAAUAUGGAUGGGAUGAUGUCACCCGGCUUAGUAUUGGCAUAAUCCACAGCUUGGAUGAUGUUGGUGACAUGGGCGUUGCAUUCGGCUUCAGGAGCAAGCCUUUCACUUGCUCCGUGACAGACAUGGAGAAGGUAUCAUCACCCUUUGAAGUGGGACAAGAGAUUCGUAUGAUGCCGUCUGUGUUGCAGCCACAGCUUGGAUGGUCAAAUGAGACUCCAGCUACCUUCGGGAAAAUUGCAAGGAUUGAUAUGGAUGGGACCCUGAACGUGACCGUGGCCGGCAGAGUUAGCAUGUGGAAAGUUGCUCCGAGUGAUGCAGAACGACUCCCAGGGUUCGUGGUUGGCGAUUGGGUUCGGGUGAACCAGUAUCUGGGAAACAGGCCAAAUCAUGAAGGGAACUCGGCUGGAAAAGACAUAUUCGCAGUUGUGCACAGUGUGCAUGACAUCUUCAAUCCAGAGUUGGCAUGUUGUUUUCGUAAAGGAAGGUGGGAUGUCCACCAUGAGGAUAUUGAAAAAAUCGAACGCUUCCAAACGGGGCAGUACGUUCGGUUUCGUUCGGGACUUGUGGAGCCAAGAUGGGGUUGGAGAGGUGCCAGCCCCAUCUCCAGAGGGGUUAUUGUAGGUAUAAAUUCUAACGGGGAAAUUAAGAUCUCCUUUUUUGGUUUACCGGGUUUGUGGAGAGGAGAUCCAGCCGAUCUUGAGGUGGAAAAGAUCUUUGAGGUUGGAGAAUGGGUAAAAUUGAAAGAUCAUGCUGGCAGGUGGAAAUCCUUUGGUCCAGGCAGUAUUGGAGUUGUCCAAGGAUUAGGAUAUCAAGGAGAUGAAUGGGACGGCACAAUCCUUCUUGGAUUUUGCGGGGAGUCGGAGUUAUGGGUAGGGCCAACUACUGAUCUUGAAAGAGCGAAUAGGCUUCUAAUCGGUCAAAAGGUUCAAGUCAAAUGUUCUGUGGAGCAACCGAGAUUUGGGUGGUCAGGGCAUAGCCACAACAGCAUUGGUAAGAUAACAUCGAUAGACGUGGAUGGAAAACUAAGGAUAUACACCCCAUCUGGUUCGAAGACUUGGAUGCUUGAUCCAUCAGAAGUGAAUUUGGUAGAGGAAAAGAAUCUGCAAGUUGGAGACUGGGUAAAAGUUAAGUCACAUGUGACGACACCAGUUCAUCAUUGGGGAGAGGUGACUAGGGAGAGUAUUGGGGUGGUUUACCGGAUGGAGGAAGGAGAGCUUUGGGUUGCAUUUUGUUUUUUGGACCGGCUUUGGGUGUGCAAAGAAAGUGAGAUGGAAAAGGUGAGAGGUUUCGAGAUUGGUGAUGGGGUGAGAUUCAGAGAGCGACUGAUAAGCCCUAGGUGGGGAUGGGGGAUGGAGACACCAGCGAGUAAGGGCCGUGUGGUUGGAGUGGAUGCAAACGGAAAGCUAAGAAUCAAGUUUAAAUGGAGGGAAGGGCGGCCAUGGAUCGGAGAUCCUGCUGAUAUUGUUCUUGACCAUAGCUCCUCAAAUGCCACUUCUUGAGGGACUCCUUCGAUCUUUGUGCUUCUAUGUGUAUGCUGUGUUUCCCCCUUUCCCAGAUAUACUAAUUUGUGCCUAUACUAUAAGAUACAGAGUGGAAGUUUGUUAGAGGAGCUAUGAGGGAUUGGAUCUCUCUCUUCCAUGCUCGUUCAGUCGUACGUAUAGCGAUUUCUUGAGUCUUCGAUGCAAAAUAUAGGGGCCUGUAUUUUCUUUUGUUCUUUAUUUUAGCGAAUCUUAUACGGGUAGGAUGUAUUUAUUGUUGAGUUUUUGCGUGUACCGGUAAUUAUGGACUUCCAAGGUGAACAUCGGGCAGGAAUAAGAUAUAGUGUCUUUCCUUUUCUUUUCCCCCAGUUAGAUUGCCAGAUUGUACUUGAGGACCCUAUUAUCCAUUCAAUAUCACAACUGAAACUAGUGGAUGUUUUGAUUUAUGAUCAGAAUUUGAAAGAUGAUAUUAGUAGAUUGAAA